AUGUAUACAAAGAAGACCAGAAAAUCUACAAGAAUAGGAGAAUAUAUUACUAAAAUGUACGAUGGCUGCCGAACCAGUAUAAUGUGUAAGAAUAGAGAGACCCUGACAGUGGACCUGCUGAGAGGCGUCAAGCAGGGGGAUCCACUGUCUCCGCUAUUAUUUAACUUAGCCGUAGAUCCAAUUAUACAGGAUAUUGACGAGACGACUGAGGGCGUCAAGUUGGGAGACGAGAAUGUCUCCAUUACUGCAUUUGCUGACGAUCUGGUUCUGAUCGGAAAGGAUCAGAAUGAAGCGCCCAAUGCACCUCUUCUGGGAACCCUAGACAGGCUGGAUCAGGAAAUUAGAACAAUUAUAAAGAAGAUCCUACGCCUGCAUCCGUCGACAACAGAUGGACUAAUUUACACGGACAAAAGUCACGGGGAUCAGGGGGUCCCGAGGAUGGCAAACAUUGUUAAAUUAGCAAAGCUAAGGAGCCUGACCAAAAUGGGAAAUUCGACUGAUGCAGCAGUCAGGCAAGCCUGUUUAGGGCAAGAGGGAAUUGCAAAGAAGUAUGCGGCGUCUAUGGGCCUAGAAUGGCCGACAUGCCAUGGUGUCAGGGAGUUCUUCGGGGAUAAAGUCGGGAACGCCUGGCUUUAUACCCCGGAAUUAUUAAAAGCAUCCAGGUAUUUGGAUGCAUUAAAAUUACGAACAAAUACAUUUGGCACCAGAGUUGCCAUGAAAAGAGCAAAAAAGGAAAUAGAUUACACGUGCAAAAGAUGUGGAACCCAAGCAGAGACCCUAGGACACAUACUAGGCAACUGCACCCAUAGCGAACCCAUGAGAAUAAAGAGCCAAGGACCUGAUUUGGUUAUCAAAGACCAAGAUAGGGUCUACGUAGUGGAUGUUACCGUACGUUAUGAAUACAAGGAAAACCUGCGGGACGCAGAGCGCGAGAAGAAAAGAAAAGGAGCAAUGCCCAAGGACACUAAGGAAAAUAUGAAAGUCCUAGGGCUCAAAGCGAACCACAUGCUUACGGUCUCAUUGAUCGCCCUCAGAUCGUCGAUCGAGAUGGCUAACCAGUUUAUUGACUAUGACUACACUGUGUAG
This is a messenger RNA of Habropoda laboriosa, 1086 nucleotides long. RefSeq lists its product as uncharacterized. The transcript has 5 exons. Lineage: Eukaryota; Metazoa; Arthropoda; Insecta; Hymenoptera; Apidae. The record is from RefSeq and is a predicted model, not a curated record. Bases 1 to 1086 code for a protein of 361 amino acids.